UGCGUCACUCCGUCGCCGGUAAGCGUUGACGUGGCUGCUGCUGCUGGGGAAGCUCUUCCCGGUUGUUGUGCCAAGCUCCUCCGGGCUCUUCCAUUCACUGGAGAUACCUGUGCCACAAAGAAAAACUAACCUGUGCAAACUGCGAGUGUCGAGCAGUUUGUCGUUUUGUGUGUCGUUUAAAGAGGUAGCUGGUUGAAUUGGACGCUGACUCCUGCAAGCUAUGGAGACGUAUGGCAACUCACACAAGAAACAGAAGAUAGGCAACGCUGCCGAGAACUGGGGGAUGCAACGUGCAACUAAUGUCACCUAUCAAGCCCAUCAUGUCAGUCGAAACAAGCGUGGGCAGGUUGUGGGCACAAGAGGAGGGUUCAGAGGAUGCACCGUUUGGCUGAGUGGUUUGUCCGGUGCAGGGAAGACUACAGUUAGCAUGGCUCUGGAGGAGUACCUAGUGUGUCACGGUAUCCCCUGUUACACACUGGAUGGGGACAAUAUCCGUCAGGGGCUGAACAAAAACCUAGGCUUCAGCCCAGAGGACCGUGAAGAGAACAUAAGACGCAUUGCUGAGGUGGCCCGGCUUUUUGCUGAUGCUGGGCUGGUCUGCAUCGCCAGCUUCAUCUCUCCCUACAGCAGGGAUCGCCUCAAUGCCAGGAAGAUCCAUGAGGCAGCAGGGCUGCCUUUCUUUGAGGUGUUUGUGGACGCUCCACUGGAUGUCUGUGAGCAGAGGGACGUGAAGGGGCUGUACAAGAGAGCCAGAGCGGGGGAGAUAAGAGGUUUCACUGGAAUUGACUCAGAGUACGAGAAGCCAGAGGCCCCAGAGCUGGUGCUGAAGACCGACUCCUGUAGUGUGAAUGAGUGCAUACAGCAGCUCAUUGACCUGCUUCAAGAGAGGGAUAUAGUUCCUGUUGAUGCAUCUUAUGAAGUGAAAGAGCUGUACGUUCAGGAGAAUAAACUGGACCUGGCUAAGGCUGAUGCAGAUACUCUGCCUGCUGUGCAGAUUGGCAAGGUGGACAUGCAGUGGGUGCAGGUGCUGGCUGAAGGCUGGGCCACUCCUCUGAAUGGCUUUAUGAGAGAGAGAGAGUAUUUGCAGUGUCUUCAUUUUGACUGCCUUCUGGAUGGUGGCGUUAUCAACCUAUCAGUGCCUGUGGUGCUGCCGGUCUCUACGGCAGAUAAAGAGCGUUUAGAUGGCGUGACAGCUAUGGCCUUGGUCUACGAGGGCAGACGAGUUGCCAUUCUUCGCAACCCUGAGUUUUAUGAACAUCGCAAAGAAGAGCGAUGUGCUCGCCAGUGGGGCACCACCUGCAAGGACCACCCCUACAUCAAGAUGGUGAUGGAAAGUGGGGACUGGCUGGUCGGAGGAGACCUGCAGGUUCUGGACAGGAUCUACUGGAACGACGAUCUCGAUCAGUACCGACUGACACCCACUGAGCUCAAGCAGAAGUUUAAAGAAAUGAAUGCAGAUGCUGUAUUUGCCUUUCAGCUUCGCAACCCAGUCCACAACGGCCAUGCUCUUUUGAUGCAGGACACCCACAAGCGCCUUAUUGAGCGAGGCUACCGCCGGCCUGUUCUGCUGCUCCACCCACUGGGAGGUUGGACCAAGGACGAUGAUGUGCCGCUGCCCUGGCGAAUGAAGCAGCAUGCCGCUGUGCUGGAGGAGGGCGUCCUGAAUCCAGACUCGACCAUUGUGGCUAUUUUUCCUUCACCCAUGAUGUAUGCUGGGCCAACUGAGGUUCAGUGGCAUUGCAGAGCUCGAAUGGUGGCUGGAGCCAAUUUCUACAUUGUGGGCCGUGACCCUGCAGGCAUGCCCCACCCUGACACAGGAAAGGACCUAUACGAGCCCACUCAUGGCGCCAAGGUCCUCACUAUGGCUCCAGGCCUCAUCACCCUGGAGAUUGUACCCUUUAAGGUUGCCGCUUACAACAAGGUCAAAAAAGCGAUGGACUUUUAUGACCCCAAAAAUCAUCAAGAUUUCGAUUUCAUCUCAGGCACACGCAUGCGUAAGAUGGCUCGCGAGGGAGAAAAUCCUCCUGGCGGCUUCAUGGCCCCAAAGGCCUGGGCUGUGCUGAAGGAAUACUAUAAGUCACUGGAGAAGGCUUAAAGGCAGAGUCUCAGAUGAAACAAACAUAGAAAACACAGUGAUGUUUAACAGGAUAAAUAUGGGGACCACUCAUCUACUGUCAAAAACCAAGCUUUGGCUUCUGUCUGUGUCACUUUCACACUCGACUGUCAUGAAACUGAUCUCUGAAAUCUUUUACAUGUACUUUAUUUAACAAACUCACUCUGAUUGUGAAAUAAAGUAGAGGUCAGUAUAUUGAUGAAUGGUUUUUUCAAGAGAACAAACAAAAGCUUUCUUUAAAAUAGAUGUUUGUGUUUCUCACUAACUUUAUAACUGUUGAUGAUUGGUUACAAAAGUGUUAAAAAUUCAAAUUUCAAGACUCAUAAUGACCAGUAUGGAAAGUACUGUUGACCAGUACUUUAAUUGGUGGGGAUGAGUGUUGAGUAGUCAUGAUAUCCAAAUUAACUGCACUUGAUAGAGUUUACCUAACUCACUACUGAAAACCACAAGUUACUUUGUACUGUAUGUUUGCAAGUGGCAAAAUUUGGUGUACGUAUUUCAUGUGAAAGGCUAGUGACUUGGUCUUAAGAAAGUGAAUUCAGAUGUCGUGUUUGAAUAGCGCACAGCCACACACCACACCACACACACAACACACACAUCACACACACACACACACACACACACACCACACACACCCUGAUUCGUCACACGCACACCGCAGGGCACACACACCCACGACACACUCUCCUAAAUGAGACCUAUUAUACUUUCCUACAUUUUCUUUUGUAUCUAUAAUGUUACCGUUCCGGUUGUUCAUAUUAAACGUGGCCAAAGCUUCAAAUAAUGACGUAAGCAUAUUUUUAAAAGCCUGAUUUCACACUGGUCUAUACAUUGUCAGCUUCAGGCACGCUACUGCAGUGUUUGCAUUAUAUGCACUGCUACAUUCUAACUCCAGGGAAACCUGUAAUCCUGGUUGCAGAUGUUACUUUCUCCUCAAUUUUGGACCACAUUACUGCUCAAACAUGUCCAGUUGCGUAGUUUUUGGUUUAGAAGCCUUUAUCUGUGUUUUUUGACGAUAGAAAGUCCUGCUAUACUCAGUUACAAUGGACCGCUAACUACAUGCAGCUACAUGCUAACGCCAGGGAAAGCUGUAAUCUUGGCUGCCGAUGUCAAUUUCUCCAUAAAAUUAGAUCACAAGUCUAGUUGUGCAGUAUUUGGUUUUGAAGCCUUUUUUUGUGAUUUUUCACAGUAUAAAGUCCUUCUAUAUACUACAGAGACAACGAGAGCAGAGUACAGAUGCAAAGACCCUGAAACACUGGCCAAUCAGAGCAGAUUUGGCUUUUUCAGUAGGGGGACUUAAAGAGACAGGUGCUCUAACAGAGCGUCUUAGACAGGGUGCAACAGCAUGGGAAAAAUAGUGUAAACAUUAAAGCUUUUAAAUAUGUUGUUGUAGAAUCAAAACAUACACGUAUGACCUUGAAAAUUGAAUAUAAUAGGUCUCCUUUAAAGAUAUUUUUAAUGGGAAAUGCGCCUAACCUUUCUAAACCAACCUUCCUAAAAAAAACUUUUAUUUGUCAUAUUUAGUCUAUUUAUUCUGUCCUAACAUUACAACUUCUAUUUUUAACUGGUGUGCAUGUAGUUUUGGUGUUUUAAACUUGUCCCUCAACAGUCCUGAUAUUUUUGUUACAUUUUCAUCAUUUUUCUGCCAUUGAUUGCUAAUAUUUUCCAUGUGGUAAUUCAUUUUUAAGAGUUGGUCUGUAUAAUCAGAUGGUUGAUGGUUACCAUUAAGGGAUCAGAUUUGUAAUCUUCCUUGUUUAAUAAACCAUUUUUAGCAAAAGAA
Etheostoma spectabile (orangethroat darter) is the source of this 3893-nucleotide messenger RNA. It is a transcript of the gene papss1, whose product is annotated as 3'-phosphoadenosine 5'-phosphosulfate synthase 1. The transcript is spliced from 12 exons. Bases 221 to 2095 code for a protein of 624 amino acids. NCBI's taxonomy places the organism in Eukaryota, Metazoa, Chordata, Actinopteri, Perciformes, Percidae. The record is from RefSeq and is a predicted model, not a curated record. Gene Ontology annotation, biological process: 3'-phosphoadenosine 5'-phosphosulfate biosynthetic process; sulfate assimilation. Gene Ontology annotation, molecular function: sulfate adenylyltransferase (ATP) activity; ATP binding; adenylylsulfate kinase activity.